This is a messenger RNA of Mercenaria mercenaria, 909 nucleotides long. Its product is annotated as translation initiation factor IF-2-like. NCBI's taxonomy places the organism in Eukaryota, Metazoa, Mollusca, Bivalvia, Venerida, Veneridae. Bases 1 to 909 code for a protein of 302 amino acids. The record is from RefSeq and is a predicted model, not a curated record. The transcript is spliced from 2 exons.
AUGAGAAAUUGCUUCUACUUCUCUGUAUACCCAGAGGAUUACGCUAGGUUAAUUAAACCUGAACCUUGGGACUCAGGUAUUGCUAUGGAAGCAAGAAGGUUGAUGAUGUCGUGGGCAGAGAAGCAGGAAGACAGCAUGACAAUGAGAGAUAAGUUGAGAACGGGAUGGAAAGUCGGCAUAAAGGCGAGGUCAGAUAGGGAGCAGGCUGAGAAAGAAAAGGCUGAGAAGGAAAAGGCAAAGAAGCAGAAAUUAGAAACUCUCAAGGAAUACAAAAUUCCAAUGAAAUCUAAAGAAGUCAAAGAGGUGAAGGUAGAUGAGAAUAAGUUAGGUAUAGAUAUAGACGAGUUAUUCACGACAAGUCCUUUAGAUCUAAGCAUGCAUAAAGAUAGUAAAGAUAAUUUAGAGAAAAAUACAAUGCCACAGUUAAGUGAGUCAGACACUGAUUUGGAAGAUGAGGUAGAGGUUAAAAGGUUUAAAGAAAGCCCAAAGUCGUUGAAGCUUGUCAAGACUGAAGGUGGUAUAAGGAGAUUAGUGGUCACAAAAGAGAAACCUGAAACUGACGACAAACCACUGGAAGAUAAAGAAAAUCAGACAGUAGAAAAAUCUAAAGAGUCCCUUGAAUCCAGGAAAACAGACAUUAGAUCCCCUAAACCAAAGACACUAAAUAUAGACUCCCAAAAGAAGACGUUUGACAAACAGUCAAAGUUAGUGCCAAUUGAAACAGAGGCAAAAGUGCAGAAUAGUGGAGAAACUUUGAACCUACUGAACCAUGAAUGCAAUGUCAAAGUGACACAAGACCAAGAUAUAACAGUAGAAGAAAUGAGCAAACUAGAUACCGACAAAGACAAUGAGAGAGCAUCAGAUGUAAAUGUAGACACAGAAAACAUAGAAAGAAAUGUAUCAGAUUGA